UCUGAACAACACAACAGGGAUCAAAUUUUAAUUGGCUUGGAAAAGUUUAUUCAAAAAGAAUAUGAUGAAAAGGCAAGACUGUGUUUAUUUGGUUCUUCAAAGAAUGGAUUUGGAUUCCGUAAAAGUGAUCUGGAUAUUUGUAUGACUUUGGAAGGCCAUGAGAAUGCAGAGAAAUUAAACUGUAAGGAAAUAAUCGAAAAUCUGGCAAAAAUUCUUAAGAGGCAUCCAGGUUUAAGCAACAUUCUGCCUAUUACUACUGCCAAGGUACCUAUUGUAAAAUUUGAACAUGGGCCAAGUGGACUAGAAGGUGAUAUCUCUGUGUAUAACACAUUGGCUCAACACAACACAAGAAUGCUAGCUACAUAUGCAGCUAUUGAUCCUAGAGUACAGUACUUGGGCUAUACAAUGAAAGUGUUUGCCAAGUGCUGUGACAUUGGAGAUGCAUCUCGGGGAAGUUUAUCUUCAUAU
Cricetulus griseus (Chinese hamster) is the source of this 468-nucleotide messenger RNA. NCBI's taxonomy places the organism in Eukaryota, Metazoa, Chordata, Mammalia, Rodentia, Cricetidae. The record is from RefSeq and is a predicted model, not a curated record.